Aethina tumida (small hive beetle) is the source of this 1771-nucleotide messenger RNA. RefSeq names its product nuclear transcription factor Y subunit gamma (gene Nf-YC). The transcript is spliced from 7 exons. Bases 88 to 1071 code for a protein of 327 amino acids. NCBI's taxonomy places the organism in Eukaryota, Metazoa, Arthropoda, Insecta, Coleoptera, Nitidulidae. Gene Ontology annotation, molecular function: protein heterodimerization activity; DNA binding; DNA-binding transcription activator activity, RNA polymerase II-specific. The record is from RefSeq and is a predicted model, not a curated record. Gene Ontology annotation, cellular component: CCAAT-binding factor complex; nucleus. Gene Ontology annotation, biological process: regulation of DNA-templated transcription.
GAAAAAUAUUGGAUUGGGCAAGACUUUGAGAAGUAACGAGUGAUUGGUUGUUAAUUAAAGGCGGUGGAAAAGUGUUAAAUUCAAAGAAUGUCUGGUCCCUUCUUUUUUGUUAACACUUCUGACACAACAACAGUUGAGGAGAAACCAGAAACACAAUGUGUGGACGACUUUCAAUCGCAGACUCAAAGCGAGGCGCAACAAGCCCUAAAUACAUUUUGGCCCAAGGUUUUGGAAGAAAUAAAAUCUAUAAAAAAUAUGGAUUUAAAACAACAAGUACUACCUUUGGCCAGGAUAAAAAAAAUUAUGAAACUUGAUGAAGAUGUUAAAAUGAUCUCAGCGGAAGCCCCAUUAUUGUUUGCAAAGGCUGCUGAAAUAUUUAUACAUGAACUAACAUUAAGGGCCUGGAUUCACACUGAAGAUAAUAAACGCCGGACGUUACAGAGGAAUGACAUAGCAAUGGCUAUUACCAAAUAUGACCAAUUUGAUUUUCUGAUUGAUAUUGUUCCAAGGGAUGAUAUUAAACCAAAAGUAAGAGAGGAAAAUCCAAGGGCUACAAGUGCAGAUAGUUCAGUUCAGUAUUACUUCCAAUUGGCACAACAGCACCAUGCAAAUCUUCAACAAAAUAGUACUUCACCGACAACCUCUCCUGCCACUACUACAACUGUACCUCAGGGAGCAAUUCAGAUUGUACAGCCCCAACAAGUUCAAACUGUCCAAGUUAAUGCAUUAGAACAGACACCACAAACAAGUAGUUCACCUUCCAACACCACCACAGCUCAAACACCAGUAAUUUUACAGGGGCAAAGUAUUGCCCAAACACCAGGCAAUGUACAACUUGUCCAACAAAUUAUUACUCCUACUGGAGAAGUACAACAAAUACCAAUAAAUUUAUCACCACAACAAUUGCAAAUGAUUAAGAUGCAACUUCAAGGCAAUACUUCACAACCUGUGAUCAUACAAACAGCACCAAUAACAGGUGCUCAACCACAACUCAUUCAGGUCGCUCAGCCCAAUACAACGACACAACAACUAUUUUUAACGCAAGCAAAUGGCACCACUGAAAAUGAAUAAGUCUAAUAUUAAGUUGUGAUGUACAUAUUUGAUCUUUUUAUACAGUUUUAAGACGAAUCUGUUUAUUCAACGAUGCGACGGAGGAUUAUGUAAAUUGUGUUUUCACAUUGAUUGGAUUCUUAAACUGACUAAUAAUUUUUUAUUAAAUCAUGCAGUUUUUUUCCAUUUGAAUGAUGUUUCACAUAGGGCCAAAAGUCACAAAUUAAUGAUCCAGGGUAAAAUCUUAGUAUAUUAAAUUAAUAAUAACUUUCAAGUUUGUUACACAUAUGAAUACUUUAUCAAAAUCAAUUGAUUGAUAUAUAUGAGUAUUUAUAUUUUAUAAUGGGAUCAUGUUAUGAUGAAGUAGGCUUUUUUAAGCUUUUUUUUUAAAUAAGUGUUAUAAAUGUAUGCAAGUCGCUUAAAAAUUGAAAUUAUGCGAUUUGUAUGCUAUUAAUGUAAAAUUAUAAAACAUUUCCAAAUUAAAUUGUCAAAAAUUGUGGACAAAAGCGAAACUUUGGCGAAUUGGAUUGUACAUAGUCAUUCGUAAUUUAUCAUAGAUAAAACCAAUAAUUAAAUAAAAAUAUAGUUUAGAUAAUUCUAAGCUAUAUAUACUUGUGUGUAAGUACAAAACUAAAAUAAUUAUUUAAGCCACUACAUAAAUGGAAUCAUGUAAUUGAAUAAUGGUAAUAUUUUUCUAAAAUAAUAAAGCCAUAAUAUCACA